Frankliniella occidentalis (western flower thrips) is the source of this 4869-nucleotide messenger RNA. Its product is annotated as polypeptide N-acetylgalactosaminyltransferase 2. Gene Ontology annotation, cellular component: Golgi apparatus. The coding region runs from base 190 to 1245 and encodes 351 amino acids. NCBI's taxonomy places the organism in Eukaryota, Metazoa, Arthropoda, Insecta, Thysanoptera, Thripidae. The transcript has 6 exons. The record is from RefSeq and is a predicted model, not a curated record.
CUUUGAGAAAUAAUCAGAAAAAUUUGGGUACGCUUGAUUUUAUAGUCAGCCCGCGCAUGUCUGCCCCUGCGGUCCGGAGCGCUCCGCCUCCGCACGGACUGCUUGACAGGCUUCCGUCUGGUCGCAUCCCAUUUCGCCUGUUGCGCCCCUCACCUGGGCUGAUGUGGCCGGUCGCCACGCCACGCCUGCAUGGGGAGGGGGGAAUUCCACAACACCUUUUUGCCUUUUUGUGCACCAGCAGAGGAAAGCAAUCUCCUCUUGUGCUUCCAGGACCCGUCGCGCGUCGUAUGCCCCAUCAUCGACGUCAUCAGCAUGGACAACUUCAACUACAUCGGAGCGUCGGCCGACCUGCGGGGCGGCUUCGACUGGAACCUGGUGUUCAAGUGGGAGUACCUCGGACCCAAGGAACGGACAAGGCGGGCGCAAGACCCCACCCGCGCCAUCAGGACUCCUAUGAUUGCUGGAGGUCUGUUUGUCAUUGACAAGGCAUAUUUCGAAAAACUGGGCAAAUAUGACAUGAAAAUGGAUGUGUGGGGAGGAGAAAAUUUAGAGAUUUCCUUCAGAGUUUGGCAGUGUGGUGGUUCUCUAGAAAUUAUUCCAUGUUCUCGAGUUGGACACGUUUUCAGGAAAAGGCAUCCCUACACUUUCCCAGGAGGUUCAGGCAAUGUUUUUGCCCGUAACACUAGGCGAGCUGCUGAGGUGUGGAUGGAUGAUUACAAGCAGUAUUAUUACAAUGCAGUGCCUCUUGCAAAACAUAUUCCUUAUGGAGACAUUAUUGACAGACUAGAACUGAAAGAACGCCUUCAGUGCAAACCUUUUAAAUGGUACCUAGAAAAUGUAUAUCCUGAGCUGCAAAUCCCUGAGGAAAAUGUCAUUAGCUCGAUAAGUCAACAUGGCAGAUGUAUUGAUACUCUUGGCCAUCUCUCUCACAACACUGUCGGCCUGUAUCAGUGCCAUUCUAGUGGUGGCAAUCAGGAAUGGGCACUAACUGAUGAUGGCUUAUUGAAGCAUCAUGAGAUGUGCCUUACUCUUCCUGAAAGACAAGCAGGAAUUGCGUUGAUUAUGACACCGUGUGGAGAGGAAGAAGACCAGCACUGGGUCCAGACUGAACCAGGAGGUCUUAUUAAACAUGCUCAGCUAAGCCUUUGCAUUGAUUCAAGAGAUAGGAGUAGAGGACUUACAGUGGAAAAGUGUGAAUCAUUAUCAUCUACACAACGGUGGACAGUGUCAUUACAUCGAGCAUAGUCCUUAUUUCAAGCUGCUCACUGGUACAAAGUCACUUUAACAAAUAUUUCAUGGAAAGGGAAUAUUACAAUUAAGCCCAUGCAAUUUUUGUGAAAAUGUAAAUAAUUUAGGUAAAGUUACUGGAGGUUAAAAUGACAUGAAAAGGUGAGAUCUUUGAUGAAAGACUGUUGGUUUGUACUUGGAUUAAAAGUUUAAGAUGGGAACCUCAUAGCUCAAGCCAUUUAAGGGUAUACUAAAAUCUCAGAACAAAGAAGAACAAUUAUUGUACUGUAAUUGAUAUUUUGCUGUUGGACUGCUGCAAAGUGAGAAAACUUAAAACAUUUUCUAGUUUUGCCAAUAUCACCUUAAUGAUCUGGUGUCUUCCUCUAAAAAUGACUCAGUGAAAAAAAAAGUAACUAUGCAUAAGAAUUGAUACAAAGUUACGUUUAAUCUGAUUGUUAAUUGUUACUCCCAAUGAAACUUGGCUGUAUUACCUUAAAUGAGUAACAGUUAACAGAAUAACUGGACAGCAGAUCAACAGAUGUAUUUUAUGAUGGUACUUCAGCGAAAUGACUGGAUUUUAUUUUGGUUUUUAUUGUGAAACAUGUCGGAGAACCAUAAGUAUUCAACAUGUUUGGCAAUAAAAACCACAAUACAAUCCCAUCAAAUCGCUCAACUACCAUAUAAUAAAUCUGGAUCUGCUAUAUAAUAUAUUAUCUGUUAUGCUCUUAAGGUGGUGCAGCCUUAUUUCUGAUUAAUUAUGCUCUCCAGGUAUAAUUAGUGGUAGGUAGCCAAAUGCAGAUAAUUUUUGAGAACUUCGUAAAGAAGCUCUGUGUUGUUGUAUAUAAGUUUAGAAAAAGUUUACAAGAAAAGUUGAAGUUAUCGGACUUGGUGAAUUGUGAGUGGAUCGGAUUGCACACAAAAAUAAAUAUUAUCCAUGUGUGUGGGAAUGUUGGUCAGUUGUGUAGAUUGGCUAGAGGAACUGUAUUGUAUUUGUUGGUUUCACAUGAAAAAUGAAAAUCGGCUCUUCACUAAAUAUUCAGUUAUUGAAAUUUUAACUACCAGACAUACAUACUUUAAAAUCUAUGCUGCUGAUAAGGUGAUUUUCUUGUCAUUCAGUCUUUUCUUUCUUACUGUUGUGUGAGAGAAUAUAUGACUUUGUACAGUCUGCGAUUCCCCCCUUGUUAAAUUAAAACCUAUGCAGACUUUGCCAUUAUUCUUUCAAUCCUGACUGAUUGUGAUUGCUGAGAGAGCAAAUAACUUGUUGAAGUACGUUAUCAUUUAAGAUGCAAUUUUUGUAGAAACAUAUAUGUAAGAAUAUUAUUGGUGCUAUCUCUGUUUAUUGUAUAAUAUUUGUUAAUAAUUAUUAGGCAUAGGAAACAAUCAUUCCAAUGUGGUAGGAAAAAUGACAAGAGGCCAACUUUGGAUCCAGGUCCAGAUACAGAUAACUAACAUAUUAAAAGCACAUCAGCUGAAAUUCCAUAAAACCUCUUGUCUGUCAGUUCUGAAACGUAUAACAAUUUUAAGCAUCUAGAAACAAGUUCACUUGUACAUCUUUUAAAAUUGAAAAUCAUGAUUGACUUACAUACCUUGUUCCAUAUUUAAUACAGUAAUGAAUCAACAUACAUAUUUUGUGCAACUUUGUGCCAAUAUCAAAAUUGUCAUUUUUGUCAAUAUUGAUGUGAAUUUUCAUUUCUCACACAGGAAAUUGGACUUUCUAGUCCAUAUUUAAUUGUAUGUGACAAAUGAGAAGGAUAAAUAAUGCUAUCAACAGCCAAGUCCACAUAUUCUGUACAAAAGAGGAACUUUGUACCAUAAGGUGUUGCACCUUCACCUUUCUUUGAAGAUUCAUCUUAAGCUGGAAAAACAAUACCUCUUCUUAACCACGAGUUAUUUUUCUGUUGUAAACACAGCUUGUAUUUUUUAAUAUUGUUAGCGAGUCUGGCCAUAGGUCCGCUCAGUAAGGAUGCUUUUCUCCCUCUUUCUGUGAAAGAAAUAAUAUGCUCUGUUAUUCUUAAUAUACAACCACAUUCAUGUCUCAUAGAGUGACUACAUACUUCGGAUAUGUAUUAUAAGUUAUGAGCUGUGGUUGACGUAUCAUUAUGACCUGCCAGUGUAUUUUUCUUUACUAUGUAAGCUUUAUAAUUUGUGAUAAUAACUAUAAAGAUUCCAUGUCUCCUUGCAAUAGUUCAGUAGCAGAUAUUAAAUGUUGAGAUAUCACUGAUAUUGCUCCUGAUUUCUAUUUCUUGGUGCAGAGUCUUUGUUUUUUACUCUUAGGUCAAGGCAAUAAUAUAUAAUAUAUAUCUUAAAAAGAUUUAAUUUUACUUUAAAAAUUUGCAACAUUUUGUUUUUGAAUGCACCCAACUCUGAACCCAACUGCUUUUUUCUGUUUAAAAAAAUCUUAAGAAUCACCUGUACUUUUCUGUAGUACAGCAAUAUCUCAAAAGAAGGUAUUUGGGCUCUUAAUCUUAAAUCAGCUCUUAAGCUGAGCUAAAGUAAAUGCUGUGUUAACUAUGAAGUGAUUCAUACUGAACUUUUAUUGAAGUCUUUGUACUGUCUAGCAUAGAUUUGAAGCAUGGUGUAUGACUUUUCCUUCCUCACCAUCGAUUCAAGUGAAAAUUUGAAGAGAGUGGAAGUGCUCAAUGUUUACGUUUUUGUACAAAUUUGUAUGUGUACAUUUUAAUUGGUUCUUGGAUUGUGUCCUAUAGUAGAGGAACUUGAAAAAGAUAUGAAAACUUCACUUACCCGCCAACUUUUUAAGAAAAUUAAAUGGUAUGGGUAGACAUCAAUGGUUGUGGUAGGGUAGUCCUCUUAGAUUGGUUUUUACUACCCUGUAAAGGAUGUGAUAUGAAAUAGUAUUGAUUCUUUGGGUUUUUCAGUUUGUUUCAUCCCAUUAAAAAUGCAUCUUCAUGUACAAUAUCUAUGCAUAAACUAAGGUGAUGUAGCCACAUGAACUUGACUUCAUUGUACAUAAAGUAGACUCCUUUCUACCAAUUUACAUUUAUAUUGUAGGAAACUAUAUUAGGUUGACCCAUUUAAGGUUGAGUUCAUGAACAACAUGCCAAUUGGGUAAUUUCUUUAAUGUAUGUAUUUUAACUUUUUGAACCAUGUGAUAUGAAGCAAUUCUACAUACUCUUUUUAUCACAUUAAGGACUUUGUUAAAGACUCUUGGUAUAUUCCCUCUGCUUCUAGGGACAAGUUGAUUCUUUGUUAAAACCAUCAAAGGCUGACCAGUGCCUUGUUCUGUGGGCUUGUCUUUUUGAAAUUCAAUUAACAGGCAAUGCAACAAGUCUGUUUUAAUCUUCAGAUCAUCCAGUAUCCAUGCAAGUAGUGCUCUUGUGUGGUUGUCAACUGGAAAUUCUACCUCAAUCCUAAAACGAUUAUUUCUUUCAUUAUUACAAUACCAUCACAUUUUCAACAGCAAGCAGCCAGCAAAACAAGUCAUGUAAGUUUAAAAAAAAUAUUGUCAGCUGUACAGAGAUGGCUUUGAAAUGUUCAUGGGGUGAAGCACAUUUCCCUCCUCUCCAUUUCUUUUCUUCUCUUAAAUCAAUAACUGACUAUAUAUCUAGUCUCUUAUGUUAUGCAUAAUUCCAUCAUGUUCCAUGUAAGUCAUCAUUUGUUAAAUUAAAAAAAGGAAGCAAUGUU